UCCCAUCCUGACUGUGUUCCUAUAACGAACAGCAUUUUAUAUAAAUCAUUACACUUUUAACCUCAUUGUCGCGAAAAUGUGCGAUUCGGUGAAAGCUCAGAAUGCUUCAGUGAUGGAGAACCGUGUAGAUUUAAUGAAAAAACCUGGAGAAGAUCUAAUGAAGGCAACAUCGACGGACCAGAACGGCAACGAGCAGAAAGUUGGUAAAGAUCCACUUUGGAUUUUCGGCUACGGUUCUUUGUGCUGGAAUCCGGGUUUUGAAUAUCUUCAAGCAGUCAAUGGUUACGUGGAUGGUUUCUCCAGGAGAUUUUAUCAAGGGAACAUCACACAUCGGGGCAGCGAGUCACAGCCUGGCCGUGUAGCAACACUAGUAGAAGACAAGGAAGGCAUCACCUGGGGCAAAGCCUUUUUAGUUGCAGCUGAUAACGAAGCUGCGCUACCGUACCUGAGCACCAGGGAGUGCCAACUCGGAGGCUACAAAGUAGUCACAGUUGACUUCUACCCUCGCCUCCUGUCCCCUUCAAACAAUAACUACAUCACCGGAGAGAAGACAGAGGCUCUUAUGUAUAUAGCAGUGCCUGGUAACAAACACUGGCUGGGCACAGCUCCUCUCCUGAACAUCGCUGAUCAGAUCCUCAUAUGCCGCGGUCCAUCUGGGACAAACGUAGAAUACUUACUAAGGUUAGUAGACUUUAUGCGGGAUGAAAUCCCUGAAGCUUUGGAUGAUCAUUUGUUUUCCCUCGAAAGACUGGUCAAGAAGCUGGCAGCUGAAAAGAAGAUUUGCUUAAAGAGUAUGAUGGGUGUGCAGAAAGAGACGUCAGAGGUACAAACUUCAACGGCAAGCUUCCAGUUUGCUUCUAGAAUUCCGGAGAAGAAACUGCGCUGCGUCAAUAUGUAAUGGAUGGAUGGAAAUGGAUGAUCGCCCACGCUUAAACCAAUAGCUUUAAAUAGUUCCAUGCAUUCGGGUAUUAUUUUAAAUGUAUGUGAUAGCGGAGUCACAGGAAACUCAAGAGGGGACAUUUCACAUAAUAACAGGUGAGCAAGAUAAUUAAAAUAAACAAACAAAAUUUGUUAAAAAUACGACUGCAAUCAGACAUGUGAAUAAUUUAACAGACUAUAGAAAUCUUUUUAACGUUGCUUUGAAAUAAUUAAGUAUGAUGAUUUUAUUCAUUAAUCAUAAUCGAAUCCUAUUUUUUAAACGUGUUCAGAAAGACAAUUAAAGAACAAAAGCAAUUUACUGUAAACGAUAUUAAAUAAUUUUUGACAUUGACAUUGCGACAAAAUAUCGUUAAUUUUUCACAUAAAAUUUUAAUAAUUUCUGAUAUAAAUAUAUAAA
Molecule: messenger RNA, 1336 nt
Organism: Achroia grisella
Lineage: Eukaryota; Metazoa; Arthropoda; Insecta; Lepidoptera; Pyralidae
Product: glutathione-specific gamma-glutamylcyclotransferase 1
Exons: 4
Coding region: 77-898 (273 amino acids)
Biological process (GO): glutathione catabolic process
Cellular component (GO): cytoplasm
Molecular function (GO): gamma-glutamylcyclotransferase activity; glutathione specific gamma-glutamylcyclotransferase activity
Source: RefSeq, a predicted model, not a curated record